AACCUCAUCCCGCAAACUCGACCAAUCCUAUCGGAGCACACAUUCCUGAUUAGAAACGUCCGUUCCUGAUUGACGGAUGAAUGCACGAAUCAGAAUGCCUUCAAAUACGGCAAUAUCAUAGCCGACUGGACAUUGGAGGGCGUUUCCUACCGGGCACAGUAGGCUUUGGGCACUAAUAAAAGUGGGUGGGAUCUAUAUCUUAAAGGAAAGAUCCUUUUCAUCGGUCGACUUUCUAAAGCACCAGGAUUGGUCAGUGCGCCUGCGCUCCUUUAAUGGAUGGGCGGAGCUCGGGCAGGCCUGAGACACUGAGAGUAUUAAAGAGGCAGCAAAAGACAAUUCAGGGGUUUUCCCCUUUCCUGCUUUUUAAACCAUGGAUGCUGCUGGGCCCCUCAUCCAUGUUGACUUUCCAGAUGUAGCAAGUUCCCUUCUUGAGAGCCUAAAUCAACAACGGAUGGAGGGAAAACUAUGUGAUGUGUCAAUACAUGCGCAGGGCCGUGUAUUUCGUGCUCAUCGUGCAGUGCUUGCUGCUUCCUCCCCAUACUUCCAUGACCAAGUAUUGCUUAAAGGCAUGAGUUCUGUUUCUUUGCCAGGAGUUGUGGAUCCAGGAGCAUUUGAAGCUGUAUUAUGUGCUGCUUAUACUGGACGUCUGACUAUGUUAGCUGAUGAAAUUGUGAACUACUUGACUGUGGGUAGUGUUCUUCAGAUGUGGCAUGUAGUUGAUAAAUGUUCAGAGCUGCUGAAAGAAUCUCGAGGAGGUAGCAGCUGCGGCAUUGGGGAAGGAGCAGGUAGCAUUACUGGUUUUACUCCUCAGCAUCCUCACUCAGGCAGGGCAAGUGAGAAUCAGUCACCAAGCAGUAGUAAUUAUUUCAGUCCUCGGGAGGCUCCUUCAGAACCCUGUGUAGAAAGGAGCCGAAGGAGGAGUGAAGUGGCUAGUGAAGGAGCAGAAGAAGCAGUUGGAGAACCAGAGCAAGGAGGCAGGGAGGCUUCAGUUGCAAGCUGUUCUAGUUACAGGCGACCCAGCAUAGUGCCUCAACGACACUGGGUAUAUGUGAAAAAAGAGCGUCCGCACCAGGCUCUGCUAUUGACUUGUGAGGGAGAAGAGGAAGAGGAUGAUGAGCUGGAGGAAGACCAACUGAGCAUAAGUGAUGUCCGCACUCUGAAUGCGCCUGAGGAGCAAGUGAACUUUUGUGAACCAUCAGAUGGUAUGCCAUAUGAGGAGUCGGGGCCUGGGUCAGGUUACCCACAGGGUCCUCCUCUUCUUCCCUUGGAUAUGCAAGGAAACCAGCUGCUUGUUUUGCCCUCAGGGCAUGGGGCAGCAGGACAAGGUGGUGCUGGUACAAGCCCUGGAGGAGAGGGUGGUAAGAUAUUUCUUUGCCAUUGUGGAAAGGCAUUUUCUCAUAAAAGCAUGCGUGAUCGCCAUGUCAACAUGCACCUCAAUUUGCGCCCCUUCGACUGUCCUGUUUGUGGAAAGAAGUUCAAGAUGAAGCACCACCUGACAGAACACAUGAAGACGCACACAGGUGUAAAGCCAUAUGAGUGUGAAGUGUGCGCAAAGAAAUUUAUGUGGAGGGACAGCUUCAUGAGGCAUCGUGGCCACUGUGAAAGGAGGCACAGGGCCAGUGCAGGGGGAGGUAUAGUCCAAGCUCUAAAGGAUGAUCCUCCUGUGUGAGCUGGAAAGAGUGGAGCCAUAUGGAGAAAUGGAGCAGAAAAGACUUCUGCCUGAGAUCAAGCAGUGGGAGAGAGAAGCAGUAGCUUAGUUCAAGGGAAACAGCAGAAGGUCAAAAGACCAGCAAGAAAAUAUAAAGUUUGUGCAAGGGUUGGGGUAAGGAAAAUCUAGUGAUCAAAGGCAGAAUAUACCAUGGGGGAGAAACAGCUAUGUGUCAAUAUUUACUUUUCAUCUUUAUUUUCAUCCUUAUUCCUUAUUUUGACCUUUCAUAUACAAAAUCGAAUGAUAUAGGCAUCUAUAUAAGAGGCCUGUCUUCCAUGGAAGUUGUCCAAUUACUGUAGAUCAGUGAUCCCCAACCAGUAGCUCGUGAGCAACAAGUUGCUCCCCAACCCCUUGGAUGUUGCUCUCCGUGGCAUCAAAGCACGUGAUUCUUUUUGAAUUCCUGACUUGGAGGCAAG
This is a messenger RNA of Xenopus laevis (African clawed frog), 2124 nucleotides long. It is a transcript of the gene zbtb22.S, whose product is annotated as zinc finger and BTB domain containing 22 S homeolog. The transcript has 2 exons. The coding region runs from base 371 to 1669 and encodes 432 amino acids. Gene Ontology annotation, cellular component: nucleus. Gene Ontology annotation, biological process: regulation of transcription by RNA polymerase II. Gene Ontology annotation, molecular function: DNA-binding transcription factor activity, RNA polymerase II-specific; RNA polymerase II cis-regulatory region sequence-specific DNA binding. NCBI's taxonomy places the organism in Eukaryota, Metazoa, Chordata, Amphibia, Anura, Pipidae. The record is from RefSeq and is a predicted model, not a curated record.